Nannospalax galili (Upper Galilee mountains blind mole rat) is the source of this 957-nucleotide messenger RNA. Its product is annotated as olfactory receptor 51G1. Lineage: Eukaryota; Metazoa; Chordata; Mammalia; Rodentia; Spalacidae. Gene Ontology annotation, biological process: G protein-coupled receptor signaling pathway. Gene Ontology annotation, cellular component: membrane. The coding region runs from base 1 to 957 and encodes 318 amino acids. Gene Ontology annotation, molecular function: G protein-coupled receptor activity; olfactory receptor activity. The transcript has a single exon. The record is from RefSeq and is a predicted model, not a curated record.
AUGAUCAUCCUUUACAACACUAGCCUCCAAAAAGCCACUUUCUUCCUGACGGGUUUUCAAGGUCUAGAAGAGAUCCACAGCUGGAUCUCCAUCCCCUUCUGCUCCAUCUACCUGACUGUUAUUCUGGGGAACGUUACCAUUCUCCAUGUUAUCCGAACUGAUGCCACCCUCCAUGAACCCAUGUACUAUUUCUUGGCCAUGCUGGCCCUCACAGACUUGGGCCUUUGCCUGUCUACACUGCCCACUGUGCUGGGCAUCUUCUGGUUUGAUGCCAGAGAGAUUGGCAUCCCUGCCUGUUUUACUCAGCUCUUCUUCAUCCACACCUUGUCUUUAGUGGAGUCAUCAGUUCUCUUAUCUAUGUCCAUUGACCGCUACGUGGCUAUUUGCAACCCAUUGCGUUACUCCACCAUCCUGACUCCCAGACGGAUUGUCAAGAUGGGGCUGAGCUCAGUGCUGAGAAGCGCUCUCCUCAUCCUCCCAUUGCCAUUCCUCCUCAAGCGCUUCCAAUACUGCCGCUCCCAUGUGCUGGCGCAUGCCUACUGUCUGCACCUGGAGAUCAUGAAGCUGGCCUGCUCUAGCAUCAUUGUCAACCACAUCUACGGACUCUUCGUGGUGGCCUGCACCGUGGGUGUAGACUCCCUGCUCAUCUUCCUCUCAUACACCCUUAUCCUCCAGGCUGUACUAGGCAAAGCCUCCCACCAGGAGCGCCUCCGGGCCCUCAACACGUGCAUCUCCCACAUCUGUGCUGUGCUGCUCUUCUACAUCCCUAUGAUUGGGUUAUCCCUUGUGCAUCGCUUUGGUGAGCAUCUGCCCCGCAUUGUUCACCUUCUGAUGUCUUAUGUGUAUCUUCUGGUACCUCCCCUCAUGAACCCCAUUGUCUACAGCAUCAAGACCAAGCAAAUUCGACAACGUAUUAUUAAGAAGUUCGAGUUUGUAAAGUCACGUAGGUUAACCUGA